GAUUUCAUGGUUUAGUGUGGAAUACGUGGUACACGCCACACAGGAAUAGAGUAACUGGGUCCCGCAUCGGCCGUUAAUCCGCCCUUUUUCGCUUUCUUCCAAUUGGCUCGUUUCCCUUUGUCUCUCUUUCCGUAUCCAAUGCCUAACCACCAUUCUGUCCUCGCUCUUUGAUCUUGAGUUCCUUUGUCCGUUCAUGGUAGAUUCGGCUGCUUACGUGCGCAAUACGAAUCCGAGAGAGAGAGAGGAGCCUUUCGAUUACGUGAUCUGCAAUUAUCUGGACGUUUUUGUUUCCGACCAAUAAGGUGAACGGAUCCGAAAUAUGUCUAAUCUGCAAGGAGAUUACAACCAAAAGAUCGACUAUGUAUUCAAAGUGGUGUUGAUCGGUGAUUCCGCCGUUGGCAAAACUCAGCUGCUGGCUCGGUUCGCUAGGAACGAGUUCAGCGUCGACUCUAAAGCCACCAUCGGUGUCGAGUUCCAGACUAAAACGCUCGUCAUCGAUAACAAAACCGUCAAAGCUCAGAUUUGGGAUACCGCUGGCCAAGAAAGAUACCGAGCGGUGACAAGUGCAUACUACCGUGGAGCUGUUGGGGCAAUGUUGGUCUAUGACAUGACCAAACGUCAAUCAUUUGAUCACAUGGCUAAAUGGCUGGAAGAAUUAAGAGGACAUGCGGACAAAAACAUAGUCAUUAUGCUUAUUGGAAACAAAUGUGAUCUUGGAAGCUUAAGAGCAGUGCCAACAGAAGAUGCACAAGAGUUUGCACAGAGAGAGAACUUGUUCUUCAUGGAAACAUCUGCUCUCGAGGCUACCAAUGUCGAAACCGCGUUUUUGACCAUCUUAACAGAGAUCUAUCGAAUAAUCAGUAAGAAAACCUUAACGGCUGAUGAUGAUGACGCUGAUGGGAAUUCAAGUCUUUUAAAGGGGACUAGGAUCAUCAUUCCGAGUGAGCAGGAGACUGGGAAAAGAGGUGGAUGUUGCGGCAAAUCGUAACUCACAAAGCAAAAGACAAUACAUGAUCGUGUUUUUUUUUUUGGUUCUUGUUGUUUUUGUUUUGUUCAGCCUUAACCAUAUUUUCUUGAUACGAAACAAUAAGCGGAGAUUUACUACAGAAAAAGUAUGAGUGUGAAACCAAGAGCCCACAUUUUUGCAUACCACGCAACAUUUUCAGAUAGUGACUGUUUAUUUUUGACUUUUUCUUGGGUUCACAAACCAAUAGAAAGUUGUCA
Messenger RNA from Brassica napus (rape), 1224 nucleotides. RefSeq names its product ras-related protein RABA4d. Gene Ontology annotation, molecular function: GTPase activity; GTP binding. Gene Ontology annotation, cellular component: endosome. Bases 320 to 988 code for a protein of 222 amino acids. The transcript is spliced from 2 exons. The record is from RefSeq and is a predicted model, not a curated record. NCBI's taxonomy places the organism in Eukaryota, Viridiplantae, Streptophyta, Magnoliopsida, Brassicales, Brassicaceae.